This is a messenger RNA of Microtus oregoni (creeping vole), 2035 nucleotides long. RefSeq names its product WD repeat-containing protein 13. The record is from RefSeq and is a predicted model, not a curated record. Gene Ontology annotation, cellular component: nucleus. The coding region runs from base 305 to 1762 and encodes 485 amino acids. The transcript is spliced from 9 exons. NCBI's taxonomy places the organism in Eukaryota, Metazoa, Chordata, Mammalia, Rodentia, Cricetidae. Gene Ontology annotation, molecular function: promoter-specific chromatin binding; protein binding.
CAAACAAGAUUUGCUGGGUGGGGGAGGGACGUUGCUGAGGCAACUGGAGAGGGCGGGGUCAUGUCUGAAUUGCUGCUGUGAGUCACCGGAGUGCUGCCCAGGAAAGGCAGGGCUGGGGUGAUGACCAUGCUAAAGACCCAGUGGGAUUUCGCGACAUCACCUGUGUGGAGGGACUUCGUGUCUAUGGCAGCUGUCACCUGGUGGAAGGGGCGGAACUAGAUUUCCUCUGCCUGCGACGCCGGCAUUCCAAGCACUUGUCCUGCAGGCUCCCGCAGGCAGACGCAUCAUAGAAGGAAGCCAGGGAAUGGCCGCGGUGUGGCAGCAAGUCUUAGCAGUGGACGCGAGGUACAACGCCUACCGCACACCAACGUUUCCACAGUUUCGGACCCAGUAUAUCCGCCGGCGCAGCCAGCUGCUGCGGGAGAAUGCCAAGGCUGGGCACCCCCCAGCACUGCGGCGGCAGUACCUGAGACUACGGGGCCAGCUAUUGGGCCAGCGCUACGGGCCACUCUCUGAGCCAGGCAGUGCUCGUGCCUAUAGCAACAGCAUUGUCCGCAGCAGCCGCACUACCCUUGACCGAAUGGAGGACUUUGAAGAUGACCCUCGAGCCCUGGGGGCCCGAGGACACCGCCGAUCUGUCAGCCGAGGCUCCUACCAGCUCCAGGCACAAAUGAAUCGUGCAGUCUAUGAGGACAGGCCUCCCGGCAGUGUGGUACCCACAUCGGUGGCAGAGGCAAGCCGGGCCAUGGCCGGGGACACAUCGUUGAGUGAAAACUAUGCCUUUGCAGGCAUGUACCAUGUUUUUGACCAGCACGUGGAUGAGGCAGUCCCAAGGGUGCGCUUCGCCAAUGAUGACCGACACCGCUUGGCCUGCUGUUCACUGGACGGCAGCAUCUCACUGUGCCAGCUGGUGCCUGCCCCACCCACUGUGCUCCAUGUGCUACGGGGCCACACGCGUGGUGUCUCUGACUUCGCCUGGUCCCUCUCCAAUGACAUCCUCGUGUCCACCUCCCUCGAUGCCACCAUGCGCAUCUGGGCCUCCGAGGACGGCCGCUGCAUCCGUGAGAUCCCUGACCCUGAUGGCGCUGAACUGCUGUGCUGCACCUUCCAGCCCGUCAACAACAACCUCACUGUGGUGGGGAAUGCCAAGCACAAUGUGCAUGUCAUGAACAUCUCCACAGGCAAGAAAGUGAAGGGUGGCUCCAGCAAACUGACAGGCCGUGUCCUUGCCCUGUCCUUUGAUGCCCCUGGCCGGCUUCUCUGGGCAGGUGAUGACCGCGGUAGUGUCUUCUCCUUUCUCUUUGACAUGGCCACAGGGAAGCUGACCAAAGCCAAGCGACUAGUGGUGCACGAGGGCAGCCCUGUCACCAGCAUCUCUGCCCGAUCCUGGGUCAGCCGGGAAGCGCGGGACCCCUCACUGCUCAUCAAUGCCUGCCUCAACAAACUGCUGCUCUACAGAGUGGUGGACAAUGAAGGUACCCUGCAAUUGAAGAGAAGCUUCCCCAUUGAGCAGAGCUCACAUCCCGUGCGCAGUAUCUUCUGCCCCCUCAUGUCCUUCCGCCAGGGGGCCUGUGUGGUGACAGGCAGUGAGGAUAUGUGCGUUCACUUCUUUGAUGUGGAGCGGGCGGCCAAAGCUGCUGUCAACAAGCUGCAGGGCCACAGUGCGCCUGUGCUUGACGUCAGCUUCAACUGCGACGAGAGUCUGCUGGCUUCCAGUGACGCCAGUGGCAUGGUCAUCGUCUGGAGACGAGAGCAAAAGUAGGGUUCUGCCAGCCCUGCACAGCUCACUGUUCCCUCUUCUCUAGUCUUGUGUUGUAAAUAAAAUUUCUGUGGUUGUGUUGAGGGGCAACUCCCAGGUCUCCCACAAGGAGGCACUAGGGAGUACUUCGCCCUCCAGUGGAUUGGGGACAGCUUCCUCAGUUGUGCAGUAAUGUGUUCAUCCAUUCAACAAGCCCUGAGUAUUUGCUGUGAUGUGUCACGUAGUUGUGCAGUCAGUAGACAGGAAUGAGAGUACCAAAUGUGAUGUCAGGAACUG